This is a messenger RNA of Papaver somniferum (opium poppy), 1014 nucleotides long. RefSeq lists its product as uncharacterized. The record is from RefSeq and is a predicted model, not a curated record. Lineage: Eukaryota; Viridiplantae; Streptophyta; Magnoliopsida; Ranunculales; Papaveraceae. The coding region runs from base 1 to 1014 and encodes 337 amino acids. The transcript has 2 exons.
AUGAAGAGCUUGAAAGCCCCAGGACCGGAUGGAAUGCCAACCUUGUUUUACAAGAGAUGUUGGGAAACUGUUGGAGAAGAGGUAACUCAAACCAUUCAAAAUGUUUUCACUUCAGCAACUCUUCCUAUGGAGCUAAAUCACACAAACAUCGUGCUGAUUCCAAAGGUAAAACAUCCUACAAUCCCAUCUGAGUAUAGACUUUUAGCUUUAACCGAUAUUAUCUAUAAGGUUAUAACUAAGAUUCUGGCUCAAAGGCUUAAAGGGCAUCUAGACAAGCUGGUGGAUAAAAAUGAACUACUUCUUUUUGGCACUUUAGACAAUCAGACAAUACAUACUCUUCUACAGAUUCUUCACAUAUAUGCUGUUUGGUCUGGAAAAACUACUAAUAUGCAGAAAUCAGCUGUCUACUUCAACAAAGGUGUUCAAAGGCACAGAAGAAUUGAAGUUGCUACUUUAUUGGGUGUAAAACAGAUGGAGUACACUGAUAAAUACUUGGGACAUCAUCUACUUAAACCAAAUCACCUAAAUUCCUCAUUUGAUUCUCUUGAAGACAAGUUUGUGACAAAAACAGCUGGUUGGAAGAGAAUUCAUUUGCCCGACGCAUGUAGAACCAUGCUGAUCAAAACUGAACUUGGGCUUAUUCCCCCUUUUAACAUGGCUACUUCACUCCUUCCCAGAAAAACCUUAGCACAUCUGAUAAGAAUAGUGAGAAACUUCUGGUGGGGUCACGACAAGGAAGUCCAGAAAAUGCACUUCAUAAGAUGGAAUCAAUUUGAGCUCGAAAAAGAACAAGGAGGGUUGGGAAUUAGGCCGCUAAAGAAUCUGAAUAAUGCAAUGAUAGCAAAGCUGGUCUGGAAAUUCUUAGAUGAUGAAUAUUGCAUAUGGGGGAAGAUUAUGAAAGCAAAGUAUGUGAAGAAUGGCAAUUUUUGGGAGAUCAAAAAACCCACCAGUUGCUCAGCUACUUGGAACGCUAUGUUGUCAGUUAGAGAAGAUAUGAGAGAUGGAUGUUGUUAG